This is a messenger RNA of Polyodon spathula (Mississippi paddlefish), 1224 nucleotides long. RefSeq names its product iroquois homeobox 7 (gene irx7). The transcript has 2 exons. NCBI's taxonomy places the organism in Eukaryota, Metazoa, Chordata, Actinopteri, Acipenseriformes, Polyodontidae. Gene Ontology annotation, biological process: neuron differentiation; cell development; regulation of transcription by RNA polymerase II. The record is from RefSeq and is a predicted model, not a curated record. Gene Ontology annotation, cellular component: nucleus. Gene Ontology annotation, molecular function: DNA-binding transcription factor activity, RNA polymerase II-specific; RNA polymerase II cis-regulatory region sequence-specific DNA binding. Bases 17 to 1066 code for a protein of 349 amino acids.
UCUCGAGUGUUCCAAGAUGCCUGCGUCACAGAUUGGAUUUGGAGAUUUCUUUAUUGGGAAAAACAUCAACAUGCAUCAUGGAUAUCAGACUAUGGUUUUGGGGCGCCCAUCUGGGGUCCCCCCUGUUCCUGGUCACCCUGCAGUAGCUGGAGCACCCCGGUCCUAUUCUGGGAUGCAGGGCUAUAGUUUCAUCCCCUAUCUGCAUCUGGGGCACAAUAUGAGACUAAUGAGUCCCUAUCAGCUGAAGUCAGCGUCUCCCUACCAUCAGGCUCUCCUCGGCCAAGGGGCACCCUUCUACUCGCCCUACCGAGCCCUGGCAGCUGAGGACCCGGGUAGGGCGGGCAAAGCGGCCGCCCGAGAGAGCACCGGGGCGCUCAAGGCCUGGCUCAGCGAGCACCUGAAGAACCCAUACCCGACCAAGGGCGAGAAGGUGAUGCUGGCCAUUGUCACCAAGAUGAGCCUCACGCAGGUCUCCACCUGGUUCGCCAACGCCAGGAGGCGACUGAAGAAGGAAAACAAAGUGAGCUGGGUGUGCAAGAGCAAAACCGACGAGGAGAGUGAGAGCGAGGAAGAGGAGGCUGGAGAGAAAAGAGAGCGUGAGGAGGAAGAGGAGGAGGAAGACAUUGAUUUACAGACUGUGGAUGAGAAUGAGAAAGAAGGAUCUGGGUCUGAGGGUUCCGACCAGGAGCCCACUAGGACUCCAGACAGGCUCAGUCCAGCGGCUCCAGGGGAUGGGCUAAAGGAAUCAGAAAGAGAUGUAGUUCUAGGGAACAACAGCGAGAGUAAAAAUAAGAGGGUCACACGCUUGGGUGAUUCUACAAAACCCGAACUAGGAGCUAAAGAGAAUACAGCGCCACAGAAACCCAAAAUAUGGUCCUUGGUCGAAACAGCAACCUCGGGCACUGGGCACAGUGCAGUGCAGAAAAGACCCGCUCAUCAUAUCAACAGCCAGGACACUGGCGGCUUGUGGGCGGAUUUGACUGUCAGGAAUGGACAGUAUGUUCCUCUGUAUUUGCCAGCACACUGCACCCAUAGACAAACCCUUCCUAGUGGUAUGAACUGUUAGUAUGUAAACUGCCGGACCACAGCCAUCUAUAAGUGCACUUCAUUUACUAUUCAAAGUUGCUGUUCUCAUUGUAAAAGUCAUCGCAUUAGCUUCUCAUUUUUGUUUUAAUAUACUAUGUAUUUUUGUACAUGAUGUAAAUAAUAAAUCGUUUUUUUUAA